Gadus morhua (Atlantic cod) is the source of this 1119-nucleotide messenger RNA. Its product is annotated as mastermind-like protein 3. Gene Ontology annotation, cellular component: nuclear speck; nucleoplasm. Gene Ontology annotation, biological process: Notch signaling pathway; positive regulation of transcription of Notch receptor target. Gene Ontology annotation, molecular function: transcription coactivator activity. NCBI's taxonomy places the organism in Eukaryota, Metazoa, Chordata, Actinopteri, Gadiformes, Gadidae. The record is from RefSeq and is a predicted model, not a curated record.
UCCUGAUAUCACUCCGCCGGCAUGGUGGAGAAGCGGACUUGAUUAUUGUGAUGGUGGCUGGUGGCAGCAAGUGACGAGCGACGAGUCCCGUAUCACCGGAGACCCGAUCCACGGCUUCCGAUUCAAGCGUUGUCCUGUACUCCGUAACAAGACUACCGAGGACGCGUGCGUGCGUAAUAUCGCUCCAAACCUCUUCGCUUUGGAUUUUGUGCUCCCGGACCAAUGAGAUGCAAGUUCACAGAGAAAGUCGGGAGCCCGUUCGCUUCAAGCUGCAAAACUUUUUCUCAAAGGACAACACGAUUAAACGGCGAGCCAGCAGCAGCUGUACGGUGGAAGGGUUUGUGCGUAAAUUAAUGGUUAUUACGCAAGGGUAGCCUGCCGAUCCCGGUGACUAUUUAAAAGGAUGUUUUAGAUACCAGGGCUGCGGUGUUUACAAGAUUUUAGUUGCAAAAAAACGCGAGCAUCACGUUAUUGUGUUUCCACCAGCAGCAGCAGUGUUUGGAAACAGCCCAUGUUGGCUCCCCUGCGCGUCGGACCGGGACGCGGAGAAGACCCGGUGUUUAUCACCUUAUGACUGUGUAACUAACGCACAGCGUGAGGGGCUUUCCAAACUCCAUGGCUGUGCCUUCGUUUUAGGCAGAGCCACACUUCCCCCCCCGUCUUCCCCUACUGCCCGAUUUGAACACUUUUCCAAGAGGGGGGAGAGCAGAGUGAAGGACUCCGGGAGAGGGGGGCCUUGGCGGGGGGUGGUGGGGGGGGUGGGAAAAGUUCUUCCAAAAUACCAGCCACUGGGCUCAAUGAUGGGGGACUUUGCAUCCCCCGCUGCCGGACCGAACGGCAGCAUCUGCAUCAACAACAGCGGGGGACUGAACGCGGCCGGGAGUGGCGGGGGGGCUCCCGGUAACAUGGGUAUCCCCAAGCACAGCACCGUAGUGGAGAGGCUCCGGCAGCGCAUCGAGGGCUGCCGGAGACACCACGUCAACUGCGAGAACCGGUACCAGCAGGCCCACGCCGAGCAGCUGGAGAUGGAGCGCCGGGAGACGGUGAGUCUGUACCAGCGGAGCCUGGAGCAGAGAGCCAAGAAGUCGGCCAACACCAAGCAGAGCAGCAAGCAGCAAG